UUCGAUCGCAACAUGAUCAAAUGGCCAUGAGCAGCUGGAAGUGGAGCUGUCGCUAUGCCAGUGCAGUUCAAGUUCCGUGGAGAGAAGGCAUUCCGCAGCUUGCUCAAUGUGACUACGCCAUGCACUCUACAGCGGGUUCGAACAGCCAUCUACGAGCAGGCACGAAUCAGCGAUACCACAACAGACCUUCAUCUUGACGACAAUGCGACAGGGACCACCUUGGAUCCAAAGGUGCUUUUGAUCCAGGACGGUCUUGUCCAGGUGCUGGUCCGCCGAACACCCAAAGCGGAAGGGCAGCUUUCAGGCUCCCUAGCUUUGGAUACAGUUGGAGGGUUGGAUGACGACGAUGACUUGGCAAUGGACAGGGUAGUCCAGCAGCACGACGUAUCUGGCUUGGGCCUGUCUUCAUCUGGGCCAACUCAUCGUUUCAAUCGGUCCUACAAUGCCGCGGCAAGCAGUGAGCGGAGACAGUUUGGCUAUGAUGGUGCCUCCGAUGAAGAGGUUGUGCAAGAACCACAAGAGCCUCCACCGGAGACAUACCUUUGCCAUAGGUGUGGAUUGACAGGUGCUCAUUGGGUCUGGGAAUGUCCCAGCAACGAUGACCCUGAGCAUCUUCGCAAGGUUCGCCCAGCCAAAGGCAUUCCAAGGCAAUUCCUCCGAAAAGUUUCUAUAGAGGAAGCGCAAGAGAAGAGUGCUGGGGGUGUCACACUCACGCUUCCUGGGCGCACGGGUCACUACAUCUUUGACCAUGAAGCAUCUGCUGAAGAAAAGAAGCGUAUCCUUGGGGAUACCGUGCAAGAGAAGGUUACCACGGCAUUCACGAAGGGCGCCCGGCGUGUGGAGGAAUCGCUGAAAUGCCCACUCUGCCAUCAGCUCUUUCGGCAGGCCGUGCUCGCGCCCUGCUGUGGGUCAACAUUUUGCAGCGAUUGCGCCAUUGACCGGCUGGCACACUCUGGAGUUGAGAGCAGUUGCCCGGGCUGUGGCAAAGAGGUGCUAGUGCACCAGUUAAUUGCCAACGAGGACAUUCGCCGGCAAGUCGAUCAGGUCACCAAAGCUUCAAAAGCUGCUGCAUUGGCGGCGCAGAAGGACCCUCAGCCGCAGAGCCUAUCCUUCACUGCCGCUCUCAAGGACCGCGUUAACCGGCCUCGCAAACAUGCAGAAGAACGGGAGUCUGGCGAAGGUGCUGCGCCGUUGGCCUUGACCAAUGGUACCGGCCCACCUGCUGGCAUCCCUGCAAAUUGGCAGCCGCUAGCAUUUGGUCCACUUCUUACCCCCGAGCAAUUCUUGCGCUGGCAGCAAUACUUGCGUGCUGGGAACUGGUCGAGUGCAAAGGGACAGUUUGAAGAGUGGCAGCGCAGUGUCAAAGCAGCAGCAACGCGAUCACCAUGGGGACCUUAACGUCAAAUCAUGAAUCAUCAAAA
Molecule: messenger RNA, 1421 nt
Organism: Cladocopium goreaui
Lineage: Eukaryota; Dinophyceae; Suessiales; Symbiodiniaceae
Source: the annotation of a GenBank genome assembly